Messenger RNA from Frankliniella occidentalis (western flower thrips), 1171 nucleotides. RefSeq lists its product as uncharacterized. NCBI's taxonomy places the organism in Eukaryota, Metazoa, Arthropoda, Insecta, Thysanoptera, Thripidae. Gene Ontology annotation, cellular component: membrane. Bases 299 to 1156 code for a protein of 285 amino acids. Gene Ontology annotation, molecular function: potassium ion leak channel activity. Gene Ontology annotation, biological process: potassium ion transmembrane transport; stabilization of membrane potential. The transcript is spliced from 3 exons. The record is from RefSeq and is a predicted model, not a curated record.
GUCUGGGAAGAAAACACGUUGCGGGCGGGUAGUCUGUUUGGGGGAGGCUGGCGAGAGCGCAGCGGAUGCACGGCGCGGCCCCGUGCGAACCGUCGACACCGCAGAGAGCAGGGCGUCGUGGGCAAGCCGAGCCAGCAGCACCGCGUACUUCUGGACUAGGAGCAGCAUGGAGGAGCGGGCGCGGCCCCGCGUCCAGCCCGGCGGCCGGUGACGAGCGUCCGGGGUCGCGCGGAGUAAGCGAAAGGACCCGGGCGGCGAGCGUCAGCGUGCAGGAGCGGCCGGCGCGGGCGGAGCGGCCAUGGCGGGCGGCAGCAGAGGGCCGCGGGCCGGGCGCGGGCCGCUGUCGCGCUCCCGCAGCUUCGACCCGGACCCCGGCGACGGCCGCGGCGGCGCCAUGGACAUGACCCCCAUGGGCCACAUGGGCGGGUACACCGGCGCGGGCAUGGGCCCGUACGGCGGCUACGGCCCCAUGGGGCCCCCGGGCGCGGGGCCCGGCCUGGCCGUCGUAGGCCACGCGCCCCCGCCGGGCUACGGCCCCAGCUACGGGCGCGGCGGCUACGGCCCCGGCCCCGUGUACUCGCCGUACGGGCCGAGCUACCCGUACCAGCACCACCAGCAGCUGGUGCACCGGCCCAACCUGUACACCAGCCCGGCGCACCCCGCCGAGCGCGAGCCCUCCAAGUGCGGCAUGUUCUGGCGCUACGUGUGGAAGCUCUGCUCGUGCCUCUGCUCGCACGUCACGCUCGUGUCGCUCGUCGUCGCGUACUGCGUGCUGGGCGCCUUCACCUUCGAGAUGCUCGAGGCCGGCCACGAGUUGGAGGUCAAGAAGAAUGUCUCCUUCCGGCGCUCCAACGUGACACAGUGGCUGUGGACCAUGACCUCCAACACGCCCGUGCUGUACCAGGAGAACUGGACCAUGUCGGCCAUCGAGCGGCUCAAGCUGUUCGAGCAGGAGCUGCUGUGGCACAUGCGCUCGCAGGGCUGGGACGGCAUCGAGGAUGAGAACAAGCAGCAGUGGACGCUGCCGGGCGCGCUGUUCUACUCCAUCAUCGUCAUCACCACUAUCGGUGAGUGUGCGGGGACAGGAAUUCGACCAGCAAAGAUUUCCUUUAGUCCGUGGUCAUACGCCACACAUUUAUUAACCUCAGUAUCUUAACUAAACUUACAAACA